AUAUGGUAUGGUAUUUUUAGUAGUUCCCAUCCGAUGAUCAUCGAUGCAGAUAUCCAUGAUAUAUCACUGGUCCGGGAAUUAUGGCCUUAAAGCAGCUGAAAGCUCAUCGAUGGAUCAUCGCAAACUUCCUCUGACGCUUCAACUUUACUUCUCGCCUUAGCCAACAACAUGCAGACAGCCUACUCAAAAUUCAACAUCUCCGAGUCUGUUUCAGAUAUCAUCAGAGCACUACAAAGUAUCAUCGCACGAUCGCAAGUGAUCAUUCCAGUCCUUGAAACUCCAUACUCCAGAAUCCUCAAUACCGAUCGCUCUACCGUCGGGCUCGAAGGCCAGACCAUUAUCAACAUCAUCGCCGAACACCAGCAGCAGUUGGAUGCAAUCCUAUAUGAGAUCUCGGGCCUGGAGGCCGUGAUGGAUAGCGUCAAAAAUCUUCAUCACCAAGUCGUCGAAAAGAAGGACAAGAUUACGGUGUCGAUGAAUCUGCACAAGGGACUCGUAUCGGCUCUCUGGCGCUUGCCCACGGAAGUCCUAUCCCAUAUAUUUAAAUUCUGUCUCCCCGAAACUAGAUUGUUGUUAUCCCCGUCAACCCUCAAAGCCUCCAUGCUGUUAACAAGAAUAUGCCGGCGAUGGAGGGAGGUUGCGGUGGGUACGCCCGAAUUAUGGUGCAGGCUGUAUGUAGAAGCCGACGACAGAGACUGGGAGCAAGCAGCUUUCUGCUAUGAUACGUGGCUCAAGCGUUCGCGAGGACGUCCGCUCUCGUUAGCACUCGGGCGCUACCACUCGACCAAACUACGAAGCCUUCUUCAGCCUUACAUCACUCAUAUCACAUCUCUCCGCGUCUCUGUGCACUCCUUCCAGGGCGAAUCCACUCAACUUUUUUUGACAGAUCUCCCGGCACUUCAGGAGUUGGCCAUACUAGGAAUGACAAAAUAUGAUAUUCCAACUAUUGCACAAUCCAUCUCGCGACUGCCGUCCACCAUACGCAGUCUCAAGUUCAUUGACAUGAGGCCAUUUUUCGACAUCGAGCCCUUGUCUUCUUUCAGCCCUGUAUGGGCCUACUUGACGGAUGUUCAGAUCGCCGUGUGUCACCCGAACGCUGUCCUCCAUUUACUCCAGCUAUGUCCGAACCUCUCCUCCUUAACUCUCCGCAUAGCAUUCGACCAAACAGAAUCCUUGGAAUCAUUCACGCACACUAAAUUACAAUCCUUACGCAUCCUUUACGACGCUUUGCUCACGCGCCCUCUAUCUGACCUGCUCAACGCUCUAUCGCUUCCCAAUUUGCGCACGCUUGAAGCUCGCCGCAAUGGCCGCAAUGCAUCUUGGCCUCAUGAAGAUAUGAAGGCAUUGUUGGCAAGGUCAAAGUGUUCCCUGGAGACCUUGACUAUCGGCGGUCGAGUGACGAUAACAGAUGCGCAGCGAGCGGAAUAUGUUAUCCUCACUCCUUCCCUCCAAGUAGUAGUGGAUCACAGUAGUACAUACUUCUGA
Messenger RNA from Suillus fuscotomentosus, 1485 nucleotides. RefSeq lists its product as uncharacterized. Gene Ontology annotation, molecular function: protein binding. The transcript has 3 exons. The coding region runs from base 169 to 1485 and encodes 438 amino acids. The record is from RefSeq and is a predicted model, not a curated record. NCBI's taxonomy places the organism in Eukaryota, Fungi, Basidiomycota, Agaricomycetes, Boletales, Suillaceae.